Ricinus communis (castor bean) is the source of this 1380-nucleotide messenger RNA. RefSeq lists its product as uncharacterized. Bases 200 to 895 code for a protein of 231 amino acids. The record is from RefSeq and is a predicted model, not a curated record. The transcript is spliced from 2 exons. NCBI's taxonomy places the organism in Eukaryota, Viridiplantae, Streptophyta, Magnoliopsida, Malpighiales, Euphorbiaceae.
UUAUUUUCUCUCUCUCUCCUCUUUCUAGCCCACAGCUUGAAACAUAAAACAGAGCAAAGCAACCAAAAUUCAAGAUCCCAAUCUUUCCUUUUAAAAAUCAAAAGAACACAUAAACAACAACAGCCCAAUUCAAUUCUCCGAUUAAAGUUUCAAUCUUUCUAAAAAGAAUCAAUCUUUAGUUUACUAGUGGUGGUGGUGGAUGGCAAGAACCAACAAGUACACAUCAAUUAAUUUUAACCAUGUCUAUGACAAAAACUUAACCACUAAUAAUAAAAAUUCAGCUUCUAACACCGACCCAUCAAAACAACCUUCUGGUUUGUACUCAACAGUUUCAUCUCCUAAUACUUACAAAAACCACCUUUCUUCUUCUUCUUCUUCUUCUUCACGCUCUCAUGGCCGUAUGCUGGUUCUGACGCGACCCACUCCCAAACCCAUCUCUAACAUCGCUACCACACCUCCUCUUUCACCUUCUCCGCAAAUCAAAUCGACCCAAUCGCCUGAUAUUCAAGAUCAAGAUCGUUCUGAACCUGAUUCGAACUUGAUAUCUCUUCGUCCUUCUGGUCGAACCGGAUCCAGUUUGUGUGUUUCAGCUCAGAUUCAGAUACCGGAGAAGGAGGUGGGCGCCGGUAAGUUCGUGCCGCCGCAUCUUAGACCGGGUUUUGUUGGGAGAGAGGAGAGGCCUGGACCGGAAGUUGUCAGAGGGAAGGAUGCAGCUCAUAGGCAACAGCCACAAGGUUAUUCCGGUUACGGGUCCGGGUCUCCCGUUCAGUAUGGGGAGGAUGGGAGGCCUAAGUCAGGUGGUGGUUAUGACAGGAUGACAAGAGGUGGUGAGUCAGAUCUGAAUUUUAUCAAUCGACCUAGAUCUAGUGGGAAUCGACCCAAUUCUAGUGGAUGAGGUUCUUAUGAUGAUGAAGGCUCUUCGAAGGACAGGGAUGGAACAAUCUUGAAAGCUUACUUGAAUGUUCCUCAUCACCUAAGAUGCUGUCUCUUGUCCCCCUGGAAUUUGGUUUAUUACUUUGGAGAUCAGUGGCAUUUUAACUCAUGGAAGAUAGGAUCAAACCUGGUGGCAUCUUUUGGGUUUUAACCCUAACAAUACAAUCAAUUUACAUUUAAGUGGUGUAGAAAAAGAAAAGGAUUUGGGAAUCAAGUUGCAUCAUUGCUUAGUGAUUCAAUCUUUCUUGCUGUUUAAAGAUAGACAUUAAGGUGCCUGAAGAAUGUAGAAUUUACUCGCUCUGAUUUUCUUUUUUCCCUGUUUUAUUGGUUUUAAGAAUUCUCAAAGCAAGCAUCUUGUCAGUAUGCCGGCUUUCAUUUUCAUAUUUUGAUGUACUUUAAAAUAAAUUUUCUUUUGUAAGAUGAUAUGAUUUAGUUCUUCUGUUUUCA